Coccidioides immitis RS is the source of this 1965-nucleotide messenger RNA. RefSeq names its product long chain fatty acid-CoA ligase. The coding region runs from base 126 to 1913 and encodes 595 amino acids. Gene Ontology annotation, biological process: fatty acid metabolic process. The record is from RefSeq and is a predicted model, not a curated record. Lineage: Eukaryota; Fungi; Ascomycota; Eurotiomycetes; Onygenales; Onygenaceae. Gene Ontology annotation, molecular function: medium-chain fatty acid-CoA ligase activity. The transcript has 3 exons.
CAUAUAUCACCGGAAGAGCCGAGUAAGCGUGUUUAACUCGUACUCAUGUACGGAGUAAAGCACACAUAAUCUCAAGAGGGUCCUAGACAAGUGACUGUAACACAGCAACUAGGAGCAUAUCGAAAAUGACGACAGCACUAACAUCAACAUCAUAUCAGACACCACUGCUACGGCUGCAGCAGACAUUAGACCAUAUCCAAGCACCAUCGGACCAGACAGAUGCGCACAAACUGUCUAUCGUUCAUGGCCCAAUUGAUACCCUUCUAUGGGAUAUGACACUCGGCGAGCUGUUGUCCUUCCAAUGCCUGCGAUACCGGGAUUCCGAAUGUCUUGUCUGCCCUUGGACGGGUGCUAGGUGGACGUACGGACAUUUAGAAGAUGAGAGCAACCAGCUUGCGCGUGGACUGCUAGCCAAGGGAAUCAAACGUGGAGAUCGCAUCGGUGUGAUGGCCGGCAAUUGCGAACAAUACGUUUCUUUGUUUUUUGCGGCGGCCCGGGUGGGGGCGAUUCUGGUUGUUAUCAAUAACACCUAUACCUGCCCAGAAUUGAUGUAUGCGCUCAAGCAUGUCGGAUGCAAAUUACUGUUUAUUGUACCGCGAAUCGGGCGACAUAGCCUCCUCGAUGCACUGAGCAACCUGAAAACACCACUUGGGCGUUCAAACGACCUUCCCGAGCUUCAGCAAACAAUAAUGAUACGGGGCCGAUAUCGAGAUUUUGAAAUAUAUGACGACGUGAAAUAUGCAGGUCGAUCUGUCCCAAUGAAUGCCGUUCAGCGCCGGCAAGAGGAACUUUCGCCGUCAGACGUUUGCAAUCUUCAGUUCACAAGUGGCUCCACGGGAAAUCCGAAAGCAGCUAUGUUAUCUCAUUAUAACCUGGUUAAUAACUCUCGAUUUAUUGGAGAUCGUAUGGACUUCACGCAGUCAGAUGUCCUGUGUUGUCCACCGCCCUUAUUCCAUUGUUUCGGCCUAGUGCUCGGACUCCUUGCCUGUAUAACUCACGGGGCCAAGAUUGUAUAUCCAGGAGAGACCUUUGAUCCAGAAGCUGUUUUAAGAGCGAUUUCUGACGAGAAAUGCACUGGACUCCAUGGAGUUCCCACGAUGUUUGAGUCGAUCUUAUCACAUCCACGGCCUGAGGGAUUUGAUUGCACAUUCCUGAGAACUGGGAUAAUUGCAGGCGCACCGGUACCCCGGCCAUUGAUGCGGCGGUUAAUAGAUGAGCUUAAUAUGACGGAGUUUACCAGCAGCUACGGCCUAACCGAAGCUUCUCCGACGUGUUUUAACGCGAUCACCAGCGAUUCAAUCGAUCGACGUUUGACUACAGUUGGUAAGGUGAUGCCACAUGCAAGCGCAAAGAUUAUUAAUCCGCAGACGGGCAAAACCGUUCGAAUUGGUGAACGAGGAGAGCUUUGCAUGGCGGGCUAUCAAUUGUUCAGAGGAUAUUGGAACAACCCUAGUAAAACCGCAGAAUCCCUGAUUCGCGACGAGGAUGGGAGAGUGUGGCUAAGGACAGGGGAUGAGGCCGUCUUUGACAGUGAAGGGUACUGCACCAUCACAGGACGCUUCAAAGACAUUAUAAUUCGGGGCGGCGAAAAUAUAUAUCCCUUGGAGAUCGAGGAGCGGCUUGCGGCUCACCCAGCGAUCUCGCGGGCUGCGGUAGUGGGAAUGCCGGAUAGCCAUUAUGGCGAAGUUGUUGGAGCGUUCUUGUCUCUCGAGGAAGGCAGUUCUCCCCCAUCAGCCGAAGAAGUAAGGAACUGGACGAGGCAAACCCUUGGAAGACAUAAGGCUCCUAGGCAUGUCUUUGUAUUUGGGCACGAUCCCUGUCUUCCUCCCUUGAUGCCGCUGACGGGAAGUGGUAAAAUUCAGAAGCAAGUAUUGAGGGACUUGGGAAAGACUUUGGUAGCACAGAUAGACUAGAGGCGCAGAACAUUCCUUUUGAACAAUAUAAUGAUUUCGCGGAGUCUUCUCA